UAUCAGAAUGCAGCCAGGAUAAUGGCAAUUUUUAAUCCAGCAGCCUAGGGCAGAUAGCACCUUUUCAGUGAAGAACAGCGAUGCAAUGAGCCCUGCUUUGGAGAAAUUCCUUCAGCCUUGCCAUCAUUUGCUUUAGCUCAACACAACACGGGCAAACCCUGAAAGAUCUUAAACAGAGGAAAGCUCAUUCUGUGUUGGAAAUAAUUAUCUAAAGAUCAAGCCUGAUUGUACAGUGUAGAAAAGGCUGAGUUACAGAGCUGAAAGACAAUAUGAUUACCAUUAGUCCAAAAUCUGAAGACCCAAAUGAGACAGCUCUGCUACGGAGUAACCAUGAAGGGAACAUAACUUUUUCACCUUAUUACCAACACUCUCCUGGUGUGGCAGCCAGCUAUAUAAUUUCAUAUUUGUUCAUCUUCGCUUUGUGUAUGAUUGGCAACAGCCUUGUCUGCUUCAUUGUCCUAAAGAACAAAAGAAUGCGUACAGUGACCAACUUGUUCAUCUUAAACCUGGCUGUCAGUGACCUGCUUGUGGGCAUUUUCUGUGUGCCCACAACACUCGUUGACAAUCUGAUUACAGGUUGGCCCUUCAGUAAUGCAGUUUGCAAAAUGAGUGGACUUGUCCAGGGGAUGUCUGUGUCUGCAUCUGUUUUCACCUUGGUAGCUAUAGCUGUUGACAGAUUCCGUUGCAUUGUGCACCCUUUCAAGCCCAAACUGACAUUACUCAAAGCAAUCAACACUAUUGUUAUAAUAUGGGUCCUGGCUGUAGCAAUAAUGUGCCCUUCUGCAGUGGUCCUGACAGUGGAUGAGGUAGAAAAUCACUAUGUCGUAUAUAACCAUGAACAGAACCAGAGUUAUCCCCUACACUCCUGCUAUGAAGCAUGGCCUGAUGGUGAGAUGCGGAAGAUCUAUACGACCGUCCUCUUUGCUCACAUUUAUGUGGCACCAUUGGUAUUAAUUAUCUUUAUCUAUGGACGAAUAGGCAUAAAGCUGUAUAAGUCCUCAGCUCCUGUUAGUGACCAUAUGGGGGAAGGUCAGGAGGGCAGGACCACAGUAUCCAAGAAGAAGAUAAAGGCCAUCAAGAUGCUUAUCAUUGUUGCCCUCCUCUUCAUGCUGUCAUGGCUGCCAUUGUGGACUUUGAUGCUUCUUUUAGAUUAUGCCAGUCUUGAAGACAAACAAAUAAACCUGCUGACUGGUUAUAUAUUUCCAUUUGCACACUGGCUGGCAUUUUCAAACAGCAGCGUGAAUCCCAUCAUAUAUGGUUACUUCAAUGAAAACUUUAAACGAGGGUUUCAGGCUGCCUUCAAUUUUCAACUCUGCACCAGUGAAACAGAACACCGGGCAGCCUACUGUGAUAGAACUACAGGGAAUAUGAACUUUGGUAACCGGAACAAAGUCUUUACAGAUGGGGAAUCAACAGACUCUGUUUGCAUGACAAAUAUACAGAAAAAUGUUUCUACAGCACCACAGAAUGGUUAUGUCCAGAGACAAGGUCUUCACUUGGAAGACAUUGAUAAAAUUACUCCACUUAAUGGAGUCUGCAAGGCAUGGGAUGCCUGAAAUACUUUGAUUUGACUCUUGACAUAGACAUAAGGAGUGCACUAAAUGAUAUUAUAAUAUAAGCUAGGCUUUUUCAAAAGAGCAAAAAAUAGAAGAAGUUCCAGUAUCCUGUGUGCUGGAUUUGAUGGCUUCUACAGAGUGUGGCCUCAACUGACAUAAUUAUAAAUGUGUAUCCACACACCUAGCUGAAAAAUGUGAUAUGGUGAACAAAUGUGUCAUUCUGUUUUAAAGCUGCAUUUAUAUACUUAUAUUAUAUUACUAAGGAGCCAUACCAAACAAUGAUAUCAAGGUGAAAAAGCAGAUAUCAACAUAGGAGAAAUGCAAGGUCAUAUGGAAUGACUUUAAAAUAUCAAAAAAUCAUUUACAGAAAUAGGAAAUUAUGACAGUGUACACGUGUAUAUAGCCAAACAGUAUUUUUUGUCCAAUUGAGUUCACUGGUCAUUUUUAUUUAUUUAUUGAUUGAUUGGUUGAUUGAUUUUAUUUAUUUUUCCUCUGUUCCUCCUCUGACCAUUGGGCUUCCACCUUGACUGUUCUUCUGGUUCAUUCCUUUCCCCUGAAAAAAGGGCCCUGUGCCCCAUUUUUUUCUAGGGGUGAGUUGACCAUAUCAAGAGUGGAGGCACCACCCAUGAGGAGGAUAUUGAGUAUUUCCUUAAAACCUUAAUUCUCUGGAAAUACUGGCUUAUAGCACACAGUAAAUUUUAAGGAGUACAGUGGACUAUAUGAGAUGUUCAUUUUACUUCUGUAGUGAGGUAUUGCAUGAGUCCUCACCUAUAAAUUGGUUCAUCAUGUUCUGAUUAUGGCAAUUGUUGGUCUUAUCAUCAGCAACAUGACAAUGGCCUUCCUUCCCACUACAGAUACCUCUCCAUUCUUCUCCCAAACGAGUGAAGAACAUAUAAUGCCUUGUCACUCCUCCCCUGCAUCAUGCCAGCUCCAACAGAUGCCUGAACCACUAACUGAACCUGUGUAGCCUCGGGUGAGGUCAGUGCUUUAUCCAUCUAGCCCAGUGGAACUACACAAAAAUGCCUUUUUAAGUAAUUACUGUAGUGAUCAAAAUCAAACCAAUAUUACAUAUAGUGUUUGUUUUCCAGAUGUUUUAUAUUGUGCACUGUUAUAAAUCUCAGUAUCUAAUGCUCCAUGGCAAUCUGCCAUGCUCCUCCCUGUACAUAUGUACAAAAUAUGUUGUACAAGAAACACUAUUUGAUGACUGAAUGAGUUUCUUUCAUUACCAGUAAAAAGAGAAUAGUCGCAAGAUGGAGCAGUAAUAUCCAGAUUUGCUGGAUAUGACACUAUCUAUCUUAGGAAAUUAAAUUUUCCAUGGGUAUUCAGCUCAGAAAAGCAUCAAACACAUGGAUCAAAACACCAGACAGUUCUGUGCAUACCACAUCUGUCGAUGAGUAACUGAUGCAGUCCAGCAUGCUGAAUGGACUCCUUUAUCACCCCACACACAUGAAAAAAACAUUGUAAUUGUCCAGACCAUACUCUGACUACUGCAGUACAAUGAAUACAUUAAAGUUUUUCUUGGCAAAAAUAAAUCCAGAAACAAAGUGA
Molecule: messenger RNA, 3104 nt
Organism: Protopterus annectens (West African lungfish)
Lineage: Eukaryota; Metazoa; Chordata; Ceratodontiformes; Protopteridae
Product: neuropeptide FF receptor 1-like
Exons: 4
Coding region: 270-1556 (428 amino acids)
Biological process (GO): G protein-coupled receptor signaling pathway
Cellular component (GO): membrane
Molecular function (GO): neuropeptide receptor activity; peptide binding
Source: RefSeq, a predicted model, not a curated record